Boleophthalmus pectinirostris (great blue-spotted mudskipper) is the source of this 6726-nucleotide messenger RNA. RefSeq names its product bromodomain and WD repeat domain containing 3 (gene brwd3). Gene Ontology annotation, cellular component: nucleus. Gene Ontology annotation, biological process: regulation of transcription by RNA polymerase II; regulation of cell shape; cytoskeleton organization. The record is from RefSeq and is a predicted model, not a curated record. Gene Ontology annotation, molecular function: protein binding. Lineage: Eukaryota; Metazoa; Chordata; Actinopteri; Gobiiformes; Gobiidae. The transcript is spliced from 39 exons. The annotation marks the transcript as partial.
CAUAACAAAGUAAUAUUCACUUUUGUCUUCCCAGAACUAUAUUACCUCAUUGCCAGAUUCCUGCAGUCUGGACCAUGUAAAAAAUCAGCUCAGAUUCUGGUCGAGGAGCUGGAGGAGUAUGAGUUGAUUCCAGAGCGAUGGAGUUGGGACGGGAAGAAAUACAAACGCAACUUUGAAGACUGGGUGAUUCUGAAUCAACACAUUCCCGAUGAUUAUUUGCUCCAGAUCUGCAAAAGAAUUGGUCCUCUUAUAGAGAAGGAAAUCCCACCUAGUGUCCCAGGUGUACAAACUCUCCUCGGCCUUGGAAAGCAAUCCUUGCUUCGCACCACUAAAAGUUGUAGCCACAAAGUCUGUAGUGGUUCUGCAGUUGCCGCUCUUCAUCGAGGCAGGCCUCCUGAACCUCCCGUGGUGAAUGGAACUGCUCCUAAUGUUGUGUCUAUUGUGGGGGCUCGUCAGGCCACUGGAGUUGCUCGGUUUGGUCAGGCUUUCCCAUCUUCAUCAUAUCAACACAUGAAGAUUCACAAGCGCAUUCUGGGACACCUCUCGUCUGUUUACUGUAUAGCCUUUGAUCGCACUGGUCAUCGGAUAUUCACGGGUUCGGAUGACUGCCUUGUGAAAAUCUGGGCCACUGAGGAUGGCCGUCUAUUGGCAACACUUCGAGGCCACUCAGCAGAGAUUUGUGAUAUGACAGUCAACUAUGAGAAUACUCUGCUGGCCUCAGCCAGCUGUGAUAAGGUCAUACGAGUGUGGUGCCUCCGGACAUGUGCCCCCAUAUCUGUUCUACAGGCUCACCAGGCCUCCAUUACUGCUAUACAAUUUUGCCCUGCUGUUAAAGGACCAAUGAGAUACCUUGCAUCUACAGGUGCAGAUGGCAUGGUCUGUUUUUGGAACUGGCAUUCGGAGACGCUAAAAUUCAAUGAUCAGCCGACCAAAUUUGAACGUUCCCGUCCUGGUGUGCAGGUGUCCACAUCUUCUUUCAGUGGUGGCGGUAUGUUUAUGGCGACCGGUGGAACUGAUCAUAUGGUCCGGAUCUACUAUCUUGGGGCUGAAACGCCCACGAAAGUGUCUGAAAUUGAUGGUCAUACAGACAAAGUUGUUGUAGUGCAAUUCAGCAAUAACAGUGACAGCCUCAGAUUUGUAAGUGGCAGUCGUGAUGGCACAGCCAGAAUAUGGCAUUAUCAGCAACAGGAGUGGAAGAGCAUUACUUUAGACAUGACCACUAAGAUGCCAGGAAGUAGUGCAUCUAACGGAGAGGAAAAAGUAAAACUUGUUGUGACAAUGGUGGCGUGGGACCGGGCAGAUCGUACAGUCAUCACAGCUGUGUCAAACUACCUGCUCAAAGUGUGGAACGCAACUACCGGGCAAUUGCUGCACAAUCUGUGUGGCCAUGAUGAUGAAGUGUUUGUUCUGGAAUCCCACCCCACUGAUUCUCGUAUAUUACUCUCCGCUGGUCACGAUGGGAACAUUUACAUGUGGGACCUUACAAAGGGAGUCAAGAUCCGCAACUUUUUCAACAUGAUUGAAGGACAAGGACAUGGUGCUAUUUAUGACUGCAAGUUCUCUGCUGAUGGACAGCAUUUUGCUGGCACUGACUCACAUGGUCAUUUGCUCAUCUUUGGCUUUGGCUGCAGUAGACCCUAUGAAAAGAUUCCAGACCAGAUGUUCUUCCAUACAGACUACAGACCACUUAUCCGGGAUUCUAAUAACUAUGUCCUAGAUGAGCAGACCCAGCAGGCCCCACACCUCAUGCCUCCACCUUUCUUAGUCGAUGUUGAUGGAAAUCCUCACCCCCCUCAGUACCAGCGCCUUGUACCAGGAAGAGAAAACUGCAAGGAGGAUCAGCUCAUACCUCAAAUUGGUUACGUUGCUAAUGGUGACGGGGAGUUAGUUGAGCAGGUUAUUGGCCAACAAACAGAAAAUGGAGAAAGCAUAUUGGACAGUCUUAUACGGCAACUACAAAAUGAACAAGAUGAGCGUCAAAAUGUACAGCCUGCAGCAGAGGAGAAUCAGAGAGGAGGUAAUGAAGCAGCAGAAGGUGAGAAUUCUUCCCCAGCCGCAGAGCCACGCAGAAGUGGUCAGGUUGAUGGAGUGUGGCAAAUGCAGCACAAUAAUCUACGCAGCCAAGUGGCAACCGAAAGGGACCUGCUGGCCUGGAGUCGCAGAGUGGUGGUCAAUGAAGUGCCACAAGCAAUGUAUAGAAUUUUAGAGGAGUGCAGACAAGCCAAAGGUGACAUGGAGUGUGUCCUGUACAAUGCUGAGCGUCGAAAGAAGCCUUUGCCAUUCCAGCCCCAGACUGAGCCCCUGGGAUCUCGGCGCUCUCUCCGACCUACAAAGAAGCAGAAACAAAAACAUGCAUAUCAGACGCGAUCCGCACAAGUACGCCGUGUGGGGAGCAGACGAAGGUCCAGCACACGUCGUACUUCUGACAGCCAACUCGAGUCAGAGAGUGAUGGAGAGGCGGCUGAACAAGGAGAUGCUAGUGAUGCAUCUUCUGAUGAAGAUCAAUGGCAAAGUGAGAGCAGCUCAAGUGACUCGUCCAGUGAAUAUUCUGACUGGACUGCUGACGCUGGGAUCAAUCUCCAGCCACCAAAACGUUCAUCAAGGAGGCCUGCGCCUCCUGCUGGUUACAGCAGCACUGACGAUGAAGGAGGAGAGGAUAAAAAUGCACAGCCCAAAAAGGACAAUGAAGAACAGAAGAAACCUAAACAAACCAAACAAAAGCCAACAUCAUCUCUCGGUGGUCGAAAUGCAGAGGAGUGGCGUCCACCAUCUUGGAUAAUGGAAACCAUCCCACGGCGGUCUCCCUUUGUCCCACAGAUGGGUGACGAGCUGGUCUACUUCAAACAGGGCCAUCAGGCCUAUGUGAGGGCUGUCCGCAGGGCUAAGGCCUACAGCAUUAACCCCCAGAAACAGCCAUGGAACAGACUUAACCUCAGGGACCAGGAAUCAGUUAAGGUAGUAGGGAUUAAAUAUGAAGUUGGACCUCCCACUCUUUGCUGCCUAAAACUGGCCUUCUUAGAUCCGGUCUCAGGGAAAAUGACAAAUGAUUCUUUUUCUUUAAAGUACCAUGACAUGCCCGAUGUGAUUGAUUUUCUUGUCCUUCAACAGUUUUACAAUGAGGCACGAGAACAUAAUUGGCAGCCGGGUAUGAGUUUCCGCAGCAUAAUUGAUGAUGCUUGGUGGUUUGGCACUAUUGAAGACCAGGAGCCUCUGCAGUUGGAGUAUCCAGACAGUCUCUUUCAGUGCUUUGCAGUAAAAUGGGACAAUGGGGAGUGCGAGAAGAUGAGUCCAUGGGACAUGGAGCCAAUACCCGAGGAAGCUGCACUGCCAGAGCAGGUUGGAGAUGGCACACCAGUGGCUGAAGAAGAGUUGACUGCUCUGCUUUACAAACCUCAGGAAGGAGAGUGGGGCGCUCACACACGAGAUGAAGAGUGUGAACGGGUUUUACAAGGCAUUGUUGACCUCCUGACACUGGAUGUAGCGAAAGCUUUUGCAUCGCCUGUAAAUCUGCAAGUCUAUCCUCUGUAUUGCACUGUGGUGGCUUACCCAACUGACCUAAGCACCAUCCGCAAAAGACUGGAAAACCGAUUUUACAGGCGGAUUUCUGCAUUAAUGUGGGAGGUACGUUACAUUGAACAUAAUGCACGCACUUUCAAUGAGCCACAGAGCCCCAUAGUAGCAGCAGCAAAGAUAGUGACUGAUGUGCUCCUCCAUUUCAUUGGAGACCAGAGCUGCACAGACAUCCUUGAUCUGUAUCACAAAUUAAAGUUUGAGGUCAGCAGUGGAGAUGAAGGAGAGGUUGAUGUGGACAUAGAUUCUGAUACCCCAGGGACAUCCACGGGACAUCGGAACAAACAAAAGACACGUGGUGUGGCUCUAGACCCCAAAGCCUGGAGAGCACAGUGUAGAGAGUUGCUUCGACGAAUGGCGGUUUCUCCUGACUCAGAACCUUUCAGGCAGCCUGUGGAUCUAUUUGAGUACCCCGACUAUCGGGACAUAAUUGAUACUCCUAUGGAUUUGGGUACUGUGUCUGAGACUCUGCUGGCAGGAAAUUAUGAAAACCCAAUGGAAUUUGCUAAAGACAUUCGCCUCAUUUUUAGCAAUUCAAGAGCAUACACGCCAAACAAGAAAUCAAAGAUUUACACCAUGACUCUCAGCUUGUCGGCCUUCUUUGAAACAAAUAUAAUCUCCAUCAUCUCUGAUUACAAGUCAGCAAUUCAGAACGAACGCAGAACUCGUCAAAGGCAGAGUUACAGAGACCGACUGCAAAAUGGAGGAGGCUCCCCCACUCUCAGCCCCUCUCCAAGUUCUAAAGGGAAGCACAAAUUAAGUAAGGGCUCCAAGACAAAAAAAUCCCAGUCCUCAAUUAAAAAGUCUGGAUUAAGAUCACAUCAAGCUGUAGCAGAAGUGGACAUUGAACCGUCUUCCCCAAGUUCAGGGACGAGUAGCAACAGCAGAAGCCAAGACUCUCGAACAACUCGCAGCAAAGCCUCUCGUAGAUCAGGCCACCAGCGUAGAAGGACAGGUGAGCAGCAGGUUGAACAGUCAGACAAUGAAGCUUCGGGUUCCAAUAGCUCCUCUUCAGACUCCUCCUCUUCAUCAUCUUCGACAUCCUCUUCAUCGUCUUCGGACAGCUCAGACUCUGAGAUGGAGCAGUUUGUGGAAGGAGGUGAUCAUGACUAUAGCAAGGCCUCCUGCCGGUCAGCACGGCCCACUGCAAAAGGCAAAGAGGUCCUCUCAGGGAAACGCAGACUCAAAGAGGAGGAGGCAUCAAAUCAGAGGCCAAAACGAGCCAGAGUUCAACUUCAGGUGCACGAGGAAGAAGAUGAUGAAGAGGAAGAGGAGGAGGAGGAGGAGGAAGAAGUAUUGCUGCAGCCCAUAACUAUAAGUCACCGUGACGACGAGGAAGAGGAGCCAGAGGAGGAAGAGGAAGAGCUAGAGGAAGACAAUGAGGUGGAAGAGGACGAAGAAGAAGAAGAAGAAGAGGAGGAGGAUGAUGAAGAGGAUGACGACAACUCUGAGCCUCAAGCAGCAGCCAAAAGCACCAGGGUCAACCAUCUCAAGUCUCAAAGGGUGAGCACACGAAAUCAGGGCCGCAGGACGGUGGUGUAUAGAGACGGAGACUCAGAGGACGAGGCUUCCAAACAGGACCCUCUGAACCUGGGCAUGUCCCGCUCUGGACGGGUGCGCCGCAUGACUGAGAAGGCCCGUGUCAGCCACCUAAUGGGCUGGGGGGGGCAUUGAGAAACUCUAAGAAAUCUGUUGAAAUAAGGAAUACUUCAGGGAUUUUGCAUUGUACAUGUGUAUAUAUUAAAUAUAUAUAGAGAGAAAUGUUUUUAUCUGAGACUACUAAUGACUGGUGCUCAUAUCUGUUGCCAAGGAUUUUUCCCUGGUCGACUGGACUUGCUGUUCAGCUCACCUCUGCCUUAUUGAUCAGGAGAGGAGUGCCACUUCUUCCUCUUUGUCCUGUUUCUUUUAUGCUCACAACACUCUCACUUCCUCAUACUCGUCCUGUGACCGCUUUCUCUCCUAGUCACCAAAGAUGGAUUCACAAAUGCCAAAAAUGGUGCUCAUAUUUUAAUUCUCAAGAAUUUUUUUUAUUUUUUUUUGAGACGCGUACAGCAUUAAGAUUACUGAUGUCAGUUUUUUGUCACAACUUGUGUUUUCAUGACCGCAUUAGCCUCCUUUUUGCGCCAUUGCCUUCUCUGUAUGUGACUGUGGUACUAACUAUGGAUACUGUUUGAAGGAUUGUUGAAUACAACUUGGUGGAUUUAGGAUUUUGAAGUACAAAACCUUUUUAUUAAUGGAGCUACAGCCACUUUGUAUUCACACAGUCCAACUUUCUUUUACAGGGCUCAAUAAUAAUAUGUUUGGAUUGGGUGCUUUACAAUGAAAUACUUUUGCUUAGUUUAAUUUACAAUAUGGUGUAUGUAUGAUGCAUUUAGGCAGACUUUCAGCCAGAGCAAUGGCUCCUCUGGGCAGCCUUCUUCCACUUUUUAUUUCAUUUAGUUUAGUUUUCUACAUUGUAUUAAUGUACAAUUUCAUGUUAAUGUGGGGGAUUAGGAUGGAAAAAAAACAUUUGCACAUUUAUCCACAUGGCAGCUGAUAUCUUAUAUUUUUGUUUAUGAAUGUUUAAAUUCUACUUGUGUACCGUCUCUUAGAGUUUAAAAAUGGAACCAACAAGGAACCUCCCUGUGCCUGAGUUUGAAGGCAAAAGCAUUUGACUACAUCAUGAGGUCUAUCCACUCAAAACAUCUUUCUUUGAACAGUAGUUUGUAUUUUGUGCCAACCUCCACUUUUAUUUUUCUUUUAAGUUCAGAUGGUAACAUAUUAUUGCACAGUCCAGUGUUUUACAAUAAGAUGAUCAAACUUUCUUGAGUUGACCUGAUUAUGAGAAUUGUCCAACUUAAUCAGCAUUUGAAUACUGGUGCUCUAAUUGUGAACUCCCAAACGAUGAUGAGGUCAGGAUUUCUUGAAGAUUAAUUGUGUGUUUGCAGUAGGACAAGUUUCAAGUUGGUUGGCAACAUUUACGGAUGGUUCUGGUUUCUUGUGGUCAAAAUAAGAUCCACAAUUUAAGAUUUACAUAUUCUGUGUUGCUGUUAGUCCUGCCGCUAAGCAUCACUUUAGUAAAAAUAAUCUCCAAUAAGUGGAAUUAGAUAAUGUGACUGUCUUUUAUGUACAAUGUUUUGAUGGUGUGUGCUUUUUAAUAAAUAGACUUUCUCCUAA